Drosophila serrata is the source of this 1067-nucleotide messenger RNA. RefSeq names its product putative palmitoyltransferase ZDHHC24. Gene Ontology annotation, molecular function: palmitoyltransferase activity. The record is from RefSeq and is a predicted model, not a curated record. NCBI's taxonomy places the organism in Eukaryota, Metazoa, Arthropoda, Insecta, Diptera, Drosophilidae.
UACUAAAAGAAGUAACACUUUAUUUUUGGUUUGGACUUAGGCAUUAAAGGCAUAUAGUUUUAAAAUAUGUAUAACACGAACCCAAAGGAGCCACCUGUAAAGGACUUGGAUAACCAUGAACCUCCAGAGCCCGUCGCAGAGUUGGAUAAUCAAAACCCAUCGGAACCUGUCAAAGAUUCCCCGAUCAAGACUCCCAAAUCUAGCAUGUCCUGCAUAGAAGUACUCUGCAUAACCUUAAUUAUUAUACUCACUCCAUUCUUUUACGUUUACGAUGUGUUCUACGUAAUACCGCAAUUAAUGGGUCCCUUUGGAGUGACUUUUCACGCUAUAAUAGGCACAUGGAUUUCCCACAAUAUCCUUGGGAACCUGUGGGCCUGUUGCCGGAAGACCAGUUCGGUGGAUACUUUGCCUCCGGAACACCGAAAACCUCCUAAGGAGGAAGAGCAUCUAUGGCGCUAUUGCAAGGAAUGCCAAAGGGUAAUGCCACCAAGGUCCUGGCACUGCAAGAUAUGCAAAUGCUGCAUCCUGAAGCGAGAUCACCAUUGCAAUUUUACGGGUAACUGCAUAGGACACAAUAAUCAAAGAUUCUUCCUCUGGUUGACCUUUUACCUGAGCUUUGGCAGCGGCCUGGCCCUCAUCUAUAAUUUUAUUUUUGCCUGGCAACAUGGCUUUGUUUUAGAGAAUAUUUUAAAGUUGUAUGUGAUGGCGUUCCUUGAAGGUUCGAUUGAACCCAACUAUGGAUUCAGAGUGGCCAUAUCUAUGGUUGUCUAUGUGAACAUAUUGUGCGUUUUAUUUCCAGUAAUCAUGUUCAUCUUUGAAGUGCUGAUGAUCCAACGUAAUACUGUGAUGUUUAAUAAAUCAAAUCGGGAAUAUGAUAUGGGAGUCUGGAGGAACUUUGGCCAGGUACUGGGACAAUGUCAGUUUUGGACUUGCCUCUCGCCAGCUAUUAACAGUCCUCUGCCGCACCUUGGCACCCAGUGGAAAUCUAAGAACAGUAAAUGAGUCUUUUCAGUUAAAUGUAACAAAUUCAGUUCGAUAAUAUAAAAUUGUUUCCUUGUGUGCUUUGA